AUGCUUGGUAAUACAUCCAGAUUAAUACGUCUGGCAUGCAUUGUGGGAAUUUCAAUAUGUAUUUAUGCAUUACACGUUGAAUAUUCAAAAGAGUCAGAUAAGAAUUAUCGUGCUGUUUGUGAUAUCUCUGAAAGUAUUAGCUGCUCUAAGGUAUUAACAUCAAAGGAAUAUCAUCUUCAAUCAAAGAAACCCAGUAUAUGGUAUAAUUUAUUAUUGUUUAUUGAUUUUUCUGAGCUACUUCAGAUCAAAAGUGAUAAUUAG
This is a messenger RNA of Heterobilharzia americana, 261 nucleotides long. The record is from the annotation of a GenBank genome assembly. Lineage: Eukaryota; Metazoa; Platyhelminthes; Trematoda; Strigeidida; Schistosomatidae.